Molecule: messenger RNA, 273 nt
Organism: Symbiodinium natans
Lineage: Eukaryota; Dinophyceae; Suessiales; Symbiodiniaceae
Source: the annotation of a GenBank genome assembly
AUGAACAUGUCCUACCACGGGAGCCAGUCCCGAGAUACCAUCCUGCAAGUCAUCGAAUGGAGUUUUGAAGCUCUUGGUAAGGGGGAGCACCCCGCGUGCGACCCGUGGGGACGACCUUUUACGUCUUCCUACUGUCCGCAGCGCCGCAAGCUGGCAGGCUGCAAGUUGGCUGGCGGCUUCUUUGGGGUGUUCGACGGGGUCCAAGCGGACCAGGAGUUUUUGAAGAAAACCUUUCAGUUGCAGCGAACCUCGUUCAGCACAUGGUCGAACUAA